This is a messenger RNA of Elephantulus edwardii (Cape elephant shrew), 228 nucleotides long. RefSeq names its product guanine nucleotide binding protein (G protein), gamma 3 (gene GNG3). Gene Ontology annotation, molecular function: G-protein beta-subunit binding. Gene Ontology annotation, biological process: G protein-coupled receptor signaling pathway. The transcript is spliced from 2 exons. Bases 1 to 228 code for a protein of 75 amino acids. Lineage: Eukaryota; Metazoa; Chordata; Mammalia; Macroscelidea; Macroscelididae. The record is from RefSeq and is a predicted model, not a curated record. Gene Ontology annotation, cellular component: heterotrimeric G-protein complex.
AUGAAAGGGGAGACCCCCGUGAACAGCACGAUGAGCAUCGGCCAGGCCCGCAAGAUGGUGGAACAGCUGAAGAUUGAAGCCAGCUUGUGCCGGAUAAAGGUGUCCAAGGCCGCCGCAGACCUGAUGACCUACUGCGAUGCCCACGCCUGCGAGGACCCCCUCAUCACCCCCGUGCCCACGUCCGAGAACCCCUUUCGGGAGAAGAAGUUCUUCUGCGCCCUGCUCUGA